AUGAUGUACUCUGAGACUUUUGCUGAGUGGCAACAAUCCAUAAACCUGAUGAAUACCACUCGCCUACCUCCUGUGGCUUUGGCGCCUGGAGGAAGCGAGCAGGGGCGGCCCAUUACUAGUGUCAGGGACUGUCCGGCCUGGGGCCGGGGUGGUGGUAGCUGGGCUCUCCUCCGCCUGUUGCUCCUCGGCCUCGUCCUGUACCGUGCCUGGCUGGCCGUCGGGGCAACCGUGGCCUGGUGGGGACUGAGCCUGAGCCCUGAGGUCAACGCGCCUUGCCCUCGCUCUUUCGGAACGCGGCGUCAGCGAAUCUGUUCACCGCGCCCCCCGGCCAAGUCUGUAGCCAGGAACCUCCUAGAGCCGCGGACCCUGCUCGAAGGACCGACCGCCGAACCGCUCCUGAUGGGCAGUUACCCGGGCAAGCCCGGCUCCCCGCAGCCGGUCCCGGUCCCCGAGGCCAGGAACCCGCGGGAGCGGCAGGUCCGUCGCCCUCCCACCCGCACCUCGGGUCUCUCAGCUCAGCGCGGGCAUCACAUUCGCUCCUCGCACCCCGCUCCUCUUUUCGGACCCUCCAGGAGGCCUUCCCGCAGGGCUUGUGGAACUUUAUCAAGUCGGUUUUUAAUAACACCUCGAAGGCAAUAUCCGAUUCAACAGGCCAAAUAUUCCGUUCUGGGGGUACUUCCCACAGUGUCCUGGAAUGGUUAUCACAAGAAGACUGUGCCAUCUCCUCCUAAUUCCAAGACGGUGUGCAGGCCAGUGACAGUGAGGAUUGCUCCUCCUGACAGCAAAUUGACUCGUUCUCCAAUAACAGAGCAGUUACUCAGCUCAACACUGUCCUCACCAUCAAGUAAUGCUCCGGACCCAUGUGCAAAGGAGACUGUGCCGCGUGCCCUCAAAGAGAGGAAGAAAAGAACACUGGAGAAAGAAGAACAUAUACUCACUGAUAGCCAGGAAAAUAAAAGAAGGUGCCAUGAUAGCAGUAGGGGAAGACAUUCAGCAUGUGAGCCCUUGGUGGCCAAUGGCUUCCCUGCUUCUUUUGUGCCUAAGCCUGGGUCUCUGAAAAGAGCUCUCAAUUCCCAGAGCUCAGAUGACCACUUGAAUAAGAGAUCCCGCACCUCCUUUAUGAGCUCCAUGACGAGCAGAUACACAGGAGGCAUUCUUAGCUCCAGGAGCAAUGCCAUUACCAGUUCUUACAGUUCUACUCGAGGUUUCUGUCAGCUAUGGAAGAGAAGUGGUCCAAGUUCAUCACCCUUUUCCAGACCAGCCUCAUCUCGCUCCCAGAUUCCAGAGAGGCCUGCAAAGAAAAUAAGAGAAGAGGAACUUUCCCAGCGUUCUAGUCCUUCAACUCCAUUAGUAACCGACAAGGAAUCCCAGGGAGGAAGGGUUGUAGAUACAAAAACCAGGAAGAAACAGAACUUGAGGAAUUCCCCACCUACACCUGGCAGCUCUAGGCAGCGUAAAGGGAAGUUUCAGCUGCUGCGCUCCAGGCGAGGGGACCAGCUGACCUUGCCUCCACCUCCCCAGCUUGGUUAUUCAAUUACUGCUGAGGACCUAGACUUGGAAAAGGCUUCAAUACGAUGGUUCAAUGAGGUCUUGGCAGAUAAAACUGAUGCUGCCUCGAGCUCAGUCACUGAGAACCCACCUACCACUCAGCCUGUUACUUUUACCCUGCCUGCAGCUGGGACCGCUCCCUCUCCAACCUCUCUCCCAGCCCCAAGCACCAAUCCUCUAUUGGAGAGCUUGACGAAGAUGCAGGAUUCCCCGGGCCCAACAUCCUUCCCAGAUGAUUCAGCUGGAGUGGCACCUCCUGUGGCCCAUUCGCCUCCCAAGACACCCAGCCUUCUGGGCCCUCUUGGCUCUUCGCAGUCAGCGCCCCUUCCGGGCACCUCCGCAGACUCCAAACCCACAGUAUCUUUCUUGGGGCUGUCCCCUGCGUCUUCCAUACCAGUCACUGACACCUCCAAGUCACCUCAGGCUGAGACAUCUGCCCCAUCCCAGGCCCUGUCUGCCCCAGCCCCCAGCCCCAAGCCAAGUCUUCUGUUUGGAAUGCUGAGCACUGCCCCUGCUCACCCUCCUGCCUCUGCAGCUCCUGCUGUGUCUUCAGCAUCUCCCAUGUUCAAGCCCAUUUUUGAGGCCCCACCUAAAAGCGAGAAUGAGGCCCCCAUGCUAUGCAGCCCUUGCAAGGUCACAACCACAGAAUCUUUUAGCUCUGCCCUUUCCACAGCUAUCAGCACCUCACCCAUCACUUUCAAAUCUGUUUUUGGCAACAUGGGGCCACCUACAUCUGUGUCCUUGUCAACUCCCUUCUCCUUCAAUCAGACAACUACUGCAGCCACAACCACAAAUGCCCCGCUCUUCACUGGCCAGGCCAGUGCCACCUCAACAAUGGCUUCUGCGACCACAGCCAGCACCUCUGCCGACUCAGCUUCGAAGCCUACUUUUGGCUCUGGUGUGAGCAAUGUGACCAGCACCAUGAACAGCAUGACCAGCACCACCACUUCCACCUCCCAGCCUUUCCUCUUUGGGAAUCCCCCUGCCAGUGGUGCCAGCUUUACCCCAGCCAUAGGCUCCAUAUUUCAGUUUGGCAAGCUUUCUGCCAUUCCUACUUCAACCACGAGGACAACCACCACCACCUUUGGCCAGUCCCUACCCAGUGCUGUGCAGGCAGCCACCAACAGCAGCACCGCUGGCUUCAGUGGUUUUGGCAGCACCCUUACAACCUCAGCCCCGGUCACCACCAGCCAGCCUAUCCUGACAUUCAGUAGCUCUACCACCCAAAUAUUCAGCAUUCCCUUUGGCUCAAACACUGAGGCCCCUCUCCCAUCAUAUCCGGGAGCUAACCCCCAGCCUUUUGCAGCCACUGAUGGGCAGCAACUGGGAGCUACCAAGCCAACCCUUGCCCCCAGCUUUGGCAACUCUUUCACUUUUGGAAACUCUGCAGCCCCAGCCGCAACUGCAACUCCAGCACCAACCCCAACCUGGCCAGCCUUUGGCAACACGGCGCAGUCAGCUUUUGGUGGUUUGAAACCCACAGCCUCCGCCUUUGGCACCCCUGCCAGCACCCAGGCAGCCUUUGGCAGCACCACAGCUGCCUUCUCCUUUGGUGCAGCCACCACUUCAGGCUUUGGACCUACAACUCAGACCAUCAGCAGCGGGACCAGUAGUUCAGUGUUUGGCAGCACAGCACCAUCGCCCUUCACAUUUGGGGUCUCAGCAGCCCCAGCUGGAAGUGGGGGUUUGGGGAUCAAUGUGGCUCCCCCAGGCACAAGCUCUACCUCUGGAGUGUUCAACUUUGGAGGAGGACAGGGUGGGACCUCUGGCAACAGCACCCCCUUUGUGGGAGGCUUGAGUCAGAACACACUGGGCGCACCCAGCCAGAGCACACCCUUUUCCUUCAAUGUGGCCAGCAUGCCCGAGAGCACGCCUGUGUUUGGAGGCCCCUCCACACCCGCCUUUGGUCAGAACAGCCCUGCCCCUGGAGUGGGCACAUCAGGAAGCAGCCUCUCCUGUGGGGCAUCCUCAACACCCACCCAAGGCUCUGUUGGCAUCGGACCUUUCGGAUCAGCGGCCCCUUCACUUUCCACUGGUGCAGGAUCCAAGACCUCAGGGGCUCGACAGCGACUGAAGGCCCGAAGGCGGCACACCUGCAAGAAAUAGUGUUUGUCCCUUGCCUCCAUUCCACCCACCCCUUGCCCAAAUCUGGACCUUGGUACCUGCUAGGAAGAGCCUCUAACCCA
Molecule: messenger RNA, 3734 nt
Organism: Myotis daubentonii (Daubenton's bat)
Lineage: Eukaryota; Metazoa; Chordata; Mammalia; Chiroptera; Vespertilionidae
Product: nuclear envelope pore membrane protein POM 121C-like
Source: RefSeq, a predicted model, not a curated record